UUUUAUUUAUUUAUUUAUUUAUUUUUUUCUCUUGGAACCAGAUUUGGGGAAAUUGGAUUAGGAUUUUAGGGCCUCUUCGUUGAUUUUCGAUUCCGCCAUUGAAGGCAAAGAAAUCAAAUCCAUCACAUUUUAACACAGCUACAAAUCUCAAUGGGGAAGAACGAGUUCCUAACCCCAAAAGCGAUCGCGAAUCGGAUCAAAGCGAAGGGGCUCCAGAAGCUCCGAUGGUACUGCCAGAUGUGCCAGAAGCAAUGUCGCGACGAGAACGGUUUCAAGUGCCACUGCAUGAGCGAGAGCCACCAGCGUCAGAUGGAGGUUUUCGGCCAAAACCCGACCCGAAUCGUCGAAGGAUACUCCGAAGAAUUCGAACGCACUUUCUUGGACCACAUGAAGCGUAGCCACCGGUUCAGUCGCAUCGCCGCCACCGUCGUUUACAACGAGUACAUCAACGAUCGCCACCACGUCCACAUGAACUCGACGGAGUGGGCCACGCUCACUGAGUUUGUCAAGUAUCUCGGUCGAACCGGAAAGUGUAAGGUCGAGGAAACCCCUAAAGGUUGGUUCAUUACGUAUAUAGAUAGAGAUUCGGAGACUUUGUUCAAAGAGAGAUUGAAAAAUAAGCGAAUCAAGGCCGAUUUGGCCGAGGAAGAGAAGCAAGAGAGAGAGAUUCAGAAACAGAUCGAGAAAGCCGCUGAGUUAUUUACCGAGCCCCCGAAGCCUCUCGAGGCUGAACCUGUUAGGGAAUUGAAACCCGAAGCUGGUGUUAAGAUCGGUUUGAAGCUCGCCUCGUCGAAUUUGAAGCCGAAAGAGAGAGGAGAGGGUUCGAAACUGGUGUUUGAUGAAAUGGAAACCGAUAACAAAGCCAGUGUGGCGAAGACGAAUAAUAAUAAUAAGUCCGUUUUGGGGGAGAUGAUGAGGGAGGAGGAGAUGAAGAAGGAGAGGAUUAAUAGGAAGGACUAUUGGUUGUGUGAGGGAAUUGUUGUCAAGGUUAUGAGCAAAGCUUUGGCCGAGAAGGGUUACUAUAAGCAAAAAGGGGUUGUGAAGAAAGUGAUUGAUAAGUAUGUUGGGGAAAUUGAGAUGCUUGAGAGUAAGCAUGUGUUGAGAGUUGAUCAGUUGGAGCUCGAGACUGUGAUUCCGCAAAUUGGGGGACUCGUGAAGAUUGUGAAUGGGGCAUAUCGUGGCACGAUUGCCAAGUUGUUGGGGGUUGAUACGGAGAAGUUUUGCGCCAAGGUGCAGAUAGAGAAGGGUGCUUAUGUUGGUAGAGUGCUUAAAGCUGUUGAGUAUGAUGAUAUUUGUAAACUUCCCCAGCUACGGUUGCAGAUCUGCAGGAGGCAAUUCAUCAACGAACCAAAAAGUUCUAUCCUUCAAGACAGCGGUUAACCCUCCCCCUUAAACCGGGAUCAAAGGAAAAGCCUGUUGUUCUUAACUACAAGAAAAGUCUCAAGGAUUAUUGUGACGGAAAGGCUAAUGUUAUAACAUUCUAAGAAAAGGCUCAACCUUGAUUAGUGAUAUAUAACAUUAGCAUUAGUGACUUAUUAUAGACUGAAUGCAAGGAAAAUGAUCAUUAGAACGUUAAGAUCAGUGACUUACUCCAGACCAUUGUAUCU
Quercus lobata is the source of this 1607-nucleotide messenger RNA. Its product is annotated as KIN17-like protein. Lineage: Eukaryota; Viridiplantae; Streptophyta; Magnoliopsida; Fagales; Fagaceae. The record is from RefSeq and is a predicted model, not a curated record. Gene Ontology annotation, cellular component: nucleus. Bases 151 to 1380 code for a protein of 409 amino acids. Gene Ontology annotation, molecular function: double-stranded DNA binding. Gene Ontology annotation, biological process: DNA damage response; DNA replication. The transcript is spliced from 3 exons.